ACUUUUUUUUUUUAUUUCAUUCUUUACAUGGCAAACAUAUAUAAAACAUGGAGGCACCUAUAGUAUAUUAUAAUCGCGCUGAAUAUAUUGAAACUGACACUGGAAAUAAAGUGAGUAGAAAGUCAGUCAUUUGUGGAAGUCAAAACAUCAUUCUUGGUGGAAAGACCAUUAUUCAAACAGAUUGUGUCAUUAGAGGUGAUCUUCGACGUACAGGUGGUGGACAUGCAGUUGUUAUUGCGAUUGGACGAUAUUGCUUACUUUCAAAAAGCUCGAUCAUUAGACCACCUUACAAAACUUAUAAAGGCAUUUUCAGUUAUUAUCCAAUGAAAAUAGGUGAUCAUGUUACAAUAGGUGAAGGAAGUAUAGUAGAAGCAGCAACUAUUGGUUCUCAUGUCACUAUUGGCAAGAACUGCAUUAUUGGACGAUUUGCUAUUAUUAAGGAUUGUUGUUAUAUAGCAGAUAAUACGAUUAUUGCACCUAAUACAGUCGUACCUUCAUUUAGUGUUUACUCCGGUUCACCAGGACAAUAUCAAGACGAAUUACCAGAAUGUACACAAGAGUUAUAUGAAAAUAAAACAAAGGAUUACUAUGCAAAGUUUAUGCCUAAAGAUUAACUACAUACCCUUCUUCUCAUAUCUUCUUAUUUGAAUUUCAUCUAAUAAAAUCUAUAUCUUUAUAUAUAUAAAUACGUAUAGGAUAUUUAUCGUUAAGAAA
This is a messenger RNA of Cokeromyces recurvatus, 714 nucleotides long. Its product is annotated as trimeric LpxA-like protein. The transcript is spliced from 6 exons. The record is from RefSeq and is a predicted model, not a curated record. Bases 48 to 614 code for a protein of 188 amino acids. NCBI's taxonomy places the organism in Eukaryota, Fungi, Mucoromycota, Mucoromycetes, Mucorales, Mucoraceae.